Molecule: messenger RNA, 3701 nt
Organism: Xenopus laevis (African clawed frog)
Lineage: Eukaryota; Metazoa; Chordata; Amphibia; Anura; Pipidae
Gene: amotl2.S
Product: angiomotin like 2 S homeolog
Exons: 10
Coding region: 339-2387 (682 amino acids)
Biological process (GO): hippo signaling; angiogenesis; establishment of cell polarity involved in ameboidal cell migration
Cellular component (GO): plasma membrane; cytoplasmic vesicle; bicellular tight junction
Source: RefSeq, a predicted model, not a curated record
CUGCAGAAAGGAGGCGGGCUGAAUGCUGAGUGGAGGAGGGAGGGGAAAGGUUAUGUGUGGUUAUAGCUCUAUCCCAAGGGGAGCCUGAAACUCUCACAUUCCUGGCAUAGCAAAGCUAUUGAAACACUAGGGCAGCUUGAUUGCUGCGGGUUCAGUCUGCUCAGCGCUCUCAGACAGCAGCACACACAGCUCUCUGCAGCACAGGCGCACCGGCAGCCCAGACGCAGCGCACACAUUGGCUAUGCUCGGGCUCUCUCCAAGAGUCGAAAUAGGAUUAUAAUUUAUUACUUUUAACCCCUCUGGGCUUGACUGAGGAUUGUUUUUUUUUUUUGUUAACUAUGAGAACAGCAGAGGAUUCCUCUGGAACGGUUCUCCACCGUCUCAUUCAGGAGCAACUGAGAUACGGCAACCUUAGUGAUAACCGCACAUUGUUGGCUAUCCAGCAGCAGGCUCUGCGGGGUGGAGGUGGCAGUGGAAGUCCCAGGUCAUCCCAAGAAAGUCUUGAACAAGAAGAGGUUCAAAUGGCUCCUUCAGCCAGGCAAGAACCCCAAGGGCAGGAGCAUCACUGUGACCAUUUCUACUUGGAAAACCCUAUGUAUAAGGCUUAUGAAAUUCAGCACAAAGGAGAGGAAUUGCCAACCUAUGAAGAAGCCAAAGCUGCACUUUCACAGUACUAUGGAGCCCAGAACACCCAGCCAGUGGAACAUGAUGGUCAUCUGCAGGACCAAUCCCUUAUGGAUUUGAAACAUGGCCAUGUCAGGUCCUUAAGCGAACGUCUGCUGCAGAUGUCUUUGGAACGAAACGGAGCCAUGCCUCAAAACCUUAUUAGCUCCUCUCAUAGCUUUCCACAGCUUUCAAGGCAUUACCAGCUAUCAGUGGCUCAUGGGCAACAGGAAGAUAUGGGACAAUAUAGGGGUGCUCCUCCAGAGUACCCUCACUAUAAUCAACCAGUACAGGACAUACGAGGAUACACAUCAGAACAGAGAUAUUAUUCUGGGGAUCUGCCUGUAUACCACCAGUCUCAAGUCAGACCAAUUCAAGAUCCUAAUCUAACCUACGGUCCAAUCGCAGCAUUCAAUGCAGCCGGAACCCAUAUGGCUGGAAUGGAUGCCCUUCUGAGAGAAAACGAGAAAUUGCGUAGGGAGCUGGAGAACUACAGUGAGAAAGCUGUUAAGAUUCAGAAGCUGGAAACUGAAAUACAGCGUAUCUCUGAAGCCUACGAGAGUCUCAUGAAGGCAUCCUCCAAACGCGAGUCCCUUGAGAAUGCCAUGAGAACCAGGAUGGAAGGAGAGAUCAGGCGCAUGCAGGACUUCAACCGAGAUCUAAGAGAACGACUGGACUCUGCUAACAAACAGCUGUCUGCUAAGAGUGUGGAGCAGAGGGAGGACUCUCAUGGAGCCGUGUCAAAACUCAUUGCUCAAUGUCGUGAGCAGCAGCAAGAGAAGGAGAAGCUGGAGAGGGAAGUAACGCUCCACCGAAGCGCUAACGAAGAUCAGCGCCGGCGAGCUGAACUGCUGGAGCAAGCGCUAAGUAAUGCACAGUCCAGAGCAGCUCGCGCAGAGGAUGAGCUACGCAAGAAACGGGCAUAUGUAGAAAAGGUGGAGAGGUUGCAGCAGGCAUUGAGUCAACUUCAAGCUGCCUGUGAGAAGAGGGAACAACUAGAGUUGCGACUGCGGACACGGCUGGAGCAAGAGUUGAAGACUCUAAGAGCUCAACAGAGGCAACCAUCUGCACAGAGUGCGUUGCUGACUCCAGAGCUCAGUGCUUCAGUAUUAUCUGGGCAGCUGAGGGAGAAAGAGGAGAGGAUUCUCGCCUUAGAGGCUGACAUGACCAAGUGGGAACAGAAGUAUCUGGAGGAGCGCACUAUGCGCCAGUUUGCGAUGGAUGCGGCUGCUACUGCCGCUGCUCAACGAGACACGACAAUUAUCAACCAUUCACCUCGACACUCUCCCAACAACAGCUUUAAUGAGGAUUUGCUGAUGGUCAGCCACAGGCAUCAAGAAAUGGAAAUCAGAAUCAAAGCUCUACAUGCUCAGAUACUGGAGAAAGAUGCAAUGAUCAAAGUUUUACACCAACGCAAACCACACCAGGGGCCCCUACGACCUGCUAAGUCUGUCCCAUCAAUUUUCGCACUAACGUUGCCCAACCAAACCUCAGCCCAAAGCGAAAGGCUAGGAGUAACAGGUAACGCAUCAAACGAACCGCAAACCUCUUGCACCAGUAUCUCUCCUACUCACUCCAAGCAUGGGAGCAAGGAUGGCUUCACCCAGACAGACUAUGUAACUGAUCAGACGACGGUGUCAGAUAGAAAUACACACUCCUCAUUAGAAUCCUUGGCUUCAUCGAAGAAUACAAACUUUUCUGACAUGGUGGAGAUCCUUAUCUGAGCUACUCUGCCUGCUCCAUGACCAUGGGGAACCCAGCAGGGGGUUCUUCUAGCAAUUAUCCGGCAAAUCUGCUGAAUCCAGUCAAGCUUAGGCGUUUGCACAAGGUUCCAGAUAACAGUGCCGUCAAUAAUCUGGAGUGAGGAGUAUAACUGCUUCACUUCUUCAUUGAAUAUGAAGCUUGGAGUAUCACCAAAAUCCGUGCUGCAGUUUGGAAGAUGAAUAUAUAGGAAAGAAAGGUUAAGCACUUUGAGGACAUCUCCGCAACCUGGUCAAAUCCAUCUGAAGUUGAAGACUGUGUAAAGUGAAUGUGAUUCUUUAUCAUGGAUAAGGGACAGAGUAGGAUCUCAGAUACACAGCCCAUCUUUGUGGCCCUUCUUAAGGCCUCCCUGUUAAUUAUUGGACUUGUAUUCCAGGGGAAGCAGAUUGAAGUCACUUUAGACUUUGAAAGCUGCCAAGGGCCAAUAUUUUUUGCUGCUAGAGAACGACAGUCAACUGUAGGGGAGUCAAGUGGUUGAAAGUUACAAAAUUCUUGUCUUGGACAUUUUUCAUGUACAUAUUUUUAUGUAAAUUCUAUUGUCUUAGUAUUUAUAUCACUGACUUUAUUUCACUUUGUCUCUCUGACCUUCCAUACUGUGUUAAGGCUCAGACCCAUAACCAUGCCGGGAUCGUAGAUCCGAUCAUGGCUCUUGCGUUACCUCAUAUGAAGCUUAUUUGGGAUGUCCCUGUGACAGUAAUAUAUUCAUUUCCAGAUCUCGAUAAAUUGUCAGAAAUCACACCCUGUUGUCAUGUAGAACCUCAGCUUCCUUUAUCAUAUUUAUUUUGUAUUAUGAAAAAUUCUCCCCACUUUGUACAUUGUUCUCUUAUUUAACCGCCAUUGCGGGUCAACGGUGGUUUUUUUUUUUUAUUGGCUCAGUUCAUGUGCAAUGUUUACAAUUAGGGCAACGAGAAAAAAAAAACAGCAAAAAAUCCUUCUAUUUCCUCAAUUUUUUUUUAUUCUGCCUGAGGGACUUUCUUUUGCCCCCCUGACAGAGAAAGGGCUUAAAAUGUCAUUUAUAUUUUGGUAUUUUAUUUCUGCCUAUCUGCGCUGUGAAAGUCUGAAUUCUGUUCCAAAAACGUGUGUCUGAGUAUUUUUUUUUUUCUUGUGAGUGUAUUAAGUUAUCGAAAGUAUUUAAAAAUGUAAGCGUGGCUGUUGUUCCUUAAUAUUAUUAUUAUUCUGCUUUAUUAUAUGCUGCCUGGAUACCACCUGGGCCUGCUGUUGCGGACCAGACUAUUGUUAUUUUAAAUACAGAACUAAAUAAAUUUUCAAAGAAAAUA